This is a messenger RNA of Paramuricea clavata, 384 nucleotides long. The record is from the annotation of a GenBank genome assembly. Lineage: Eukaryota; Metazoa; Cnidaria; Anthozoa; Malacalcyonacea; Plexauridae.
GGUGUGGUGAUAAUCAGUCCAGAUUCAAACCACGACAUACGACAUCAGCAUACGGGAUGUCACUUCCUCAACACAACACUACGUGUUUACUGGACUGGUUUCCAUGACGACGAAUCACACAUUGCUGGAUUCCGGGUCACUAUUGGUCGAGCCCCACUGGGUGCGGACAUCAUACCGUAUAAAGACUUAAAGAUUGACUCGGAAGCUAAGUUUGAGUUAAGUCAGCAAUAUGGACUGUCUCGAGGUGACAAAAUAUUCGCAACAGUUGAGGCAACCAAUCAAGCUGGGCUUAUCACAAAAGUUUCGUCGCAACCUACAAGACUUCUAUCCGAUACAGACAACAACCUACUUAACCAGCAAGAUUUUCUUUGUGUAAAUCUUUGA